Microbotryum saponariae is the source of this 1477-nucleotide messenger RNA. The record is from the annotation of a GenBank genome assembly. Lineage: Eukaryota; Fungi; Basidiomycota; Microbotryomycetes; Microbotryales; Microbotryaceae.
AUGGGAUGGACCCCCUCCUCACCGGGACUUGGUAAUGCCGAAUCGCAGCAGCUCAUCGCCUCAAAUGGAGGAUCGACCUUUUCGAAAAAGAUCUCUGCUAUUCCUCUCGCUAAGGACGAUCAGAUGGGUAUCGGAGCACGACGAGGCGCGGCGACGGUCGUUCGUUCGCUGGGUGGGGGUCUCGGCAGUAUGGGAUUCGUUACGGCUUCGACUUCGACGGAGAAUGAAGGGGAAACGAGCAACGCUACUGCGCCCAAGACGGGAGGAGAAUUUGGGAGGUUACUCGAGAGGUUGAACAAGGCCAAGGCUGAAGCUGCCGCCGCAUCGGCCUCGACCUCGGCGAGUGAGGAGGAACCUGCCCGAGAUGAGGAUGAGGACGACACGACCAAGCGCAAGAGGGAGAAGAGGGAGAAGAAGGAGGAGAAGAAGUUAUUGAAGGAGCGAAAGAAGUUGGCCAAGAAGGAGAAGACGCGUCAAGCAGCGGGAGAGGCGCCAUCGGAGGAGCCGACCAGCGUGCAGGUCGAAUCGUCCGUUACAGUUGUCGAUUCUUCGUCGGGAGCGGCCACGACCACCACGACCACGACCACCACAAGUACAACGAUCUUGAACAAUCCGCGCAUGGCGUGAGUAACUUUGUAUCCAGACGUUGUGCGCUGACCUUGAUUGCCGAGCUCAUUUCCGACUUACACUCUUCACCCGUAGCGCUCGAUCAAAGCAUCUCCGCGCCAAACGAAUGGCAUCCGCCUCGAACGCCGCCGCCAUGGCCGAAAUUCUCGGAAUUGCGCCCACACCUUCUCCGUCCGCCUCAGGCACCUCGACACCUUCCGUGAUCCCAUCGAACGGUAUCUCCGGUAUCGGUACGCUUCCUUCCUCCUCGACGCCGACGGGUCAACUCGCAGGGUCGAGAAGCGAGCCGUUGAAGGUAAAUGGCCCGACGGAUUCCGGUGAAUGGCCCAAAGCACCAUCGAGAUCGUUCAUGCCUAGUUCGACGGGUGGACUUGGACCGACUAUGAUUGCAUCGACAUCGACUUUGCCGUCGACUUUCGAGACCACUGCGCCGGCCCCUGUAACAUCGACGAUGAAGUUCCCCAGUUUCGCCAAGGCGAGCACGACCAGUCUGAUGUCGACCUUUGAGCCGACUACUACGACCGCUCAAAAAGCGGAGGAACAGAAGGAGACGACCGAACAUACGGAGAAGGAGCGCAUCAAGAAGGAGAAGAAGGAGAAGAAAGACAAGAAGAAGCGACGGAGAGAAUUGGAGGAGAAGGAGAACGACGAGGGCCUCAACACACCCCAGCCCAACCCGGACGUGAUGGACACAAGUGCUGAGGCUGCGGGGAUUGAGGGAGGAACCGUUGUCGUGACAGAGGAGAUUCGCCCCAAGAAGAAGAGCAAGAAGACAGGGGACGAGAAAGCGGCAAAAAAGGCCGAGAAGGAGGCGAAGAAGGCGGCUGAGAAGGCAGGCAAGGGAGAGUAG